GUCUAUCAGGUAGGGACUACAGUCCAUUCUUAUCAGGUAUCGCCAUCUCGCGCUUGACGACCUGAUCCAAUCGUCCUCGGACCGUUCGAUCGAUGACCCUGGAAAAAUCAAGGCCGUUCCGCGACCGAUGCUCAAAGCCUCAAAGCCCCAAACCUGAUUGCUCUUGUCUAAAAUCUACCCCACCCGCCUUCUCUGACUUCCUGACGAGCAGCGUCCUCUUCUCCUCCCAGUCCCAGCUUCCCCUCUGAACACGAAAAAAAGAAGACUCCUUUUGGUCAAUAAAUCGAAAUAACCUCGGAAAACCAGGGAAUUUAACCGUGCCCACACCCAUCUGUUCCCUUCCAGCAUCCACAACCUCUUCAACCGCUUGCCUGCUCUUGUGAGGUAGCUAGGCAAAGAUCAAGAGGCAGUAGAGGUGUGGAGGCCUUGGACAGUUGGAUUCUUGGAGGGAAAAGAAGGAAGAACUUGCAUACCAGUGGAAUUCUUCAGGCUGGUCAUGGAGAUGCAGCUUUGGAGGAGAUGGGUCGGCGUGGAGCUCAGUUGCAGGCGCUAGUUCUUAGCGCGCGCAAACCACAUGCUGUUCUGAAGUCUCCAAGCGCGCGCUGCUGUCUGGAACAAGAGCCGGGAGCAGAUAUGGUCCCGGACGGCGGCGAGGGGCAUGAGAUCGUCGAGGUCGCCGGCGAGCCCGGCGCGCCGUCGUCGACAAUGCGGCUGAUGGACUUCAUACCCAUCUACAUCCCGACGGUGGAGACGGGCGCGCUGAGCCGGAGCGUGCGCAAGCGGCGGUUCUUGGACUUCCUCCGCGCCCACCCGUCCAGGGACUGGUUCCUCCGGUCAACCUUCGUCGGCCGCCUCCGCCACCGGGGCCAGGGCCAGGCGGCGUCGGGGGAUGACGAGGAGGUGGACUCCGGCGGCGGUCGCCGGCGGCCGCGGAGGCGGUUCCGCGUGCCGUUCGUGAGGAAGAUCAAGUGGGGGAAGCUGUGGAGCUACGCGGUGAGCUGGUGCAGGAAGCCCGAGAACUUCGCCAUGAUCAUCUGGCUGGCGUUCGUCGCCGCCGGGCUGCUGAUGCUGUUCAUGCUCAUGACCGGCAUGCUCGACUCCGCCAUCCCCGACGACGAGCAGCGGAAGAAGUGGACGGAGGUGAUCAACCAGAUCCUCAACGCGCUCUUCACCAUCAUGUGCCUGUACCAGCACCCCAAGAUCUUCCACCACCUCGUGCUGCUCCUCCGGUGGCGCCCCGGCGCCGGCGCCGACCGCGAGGAGAUCCGCAAGGUGUACUGCAAGGACGGCGCGCCGCGGCCGCACGACCGCGCGCACAUGCUCGUCGUGGUGGUGCUGCUUCACGCCACCUGCUUGGCGCAGUACUUCUGCUGCGCUCUCUUCUGGAGCUACGCGCGCAAGGAACGGCCGGACUGGGCUCUCAACAUCGGCUACGGCCUUGGCACCGGCUGCCCCGUCAUCGCCGGCCUCUACGCGGCGUACGGCCCGCUGGGACGGAAGCAGCACGAGGAUUCCGACGAGGAGUCAGCGGCGGCGCAGGCCGGCGGCGGAAACCGGCCGGCGGAGAACGACCGUGAGGUGGAGAUCAAGAUAUACAACCGGCGCGUGGUGGUGAGCAGCCCGGAGUGGAGCGGCGGGCUGUUCGACUGCUGCGACGACGGGACGGUGUGCGCGCUGUCGGCGACGUGCACGUUCUGCGUGUUCGGGUGGAACAUGGAGCGGCUCGGGUUCGGAAACAUGUACGUGCACGCCUUCACCUUCAUCCUGCUCUGCGUCGCGCCGUUCCUCAUCUUCAGCGUGACGGCGCUCAACGUCCACGACGACGACAUCCGCGACACCGUCGUCUCCGUGGGCGUGCUCCUGGGCCUCUGCGGCUUCCUCUACGGCGGCUUCUGGCGGACGCAGAUGCGGAAGCGGUACAAGCUCCCGGCCUCCGGCUGCGGGUGCGGGUGCGAGUGCGGCGCCGGCGGACAGGGGCACGCGUGCCGCGCGGCGGUGAGCGACUGCGCCAAGUGGCUCUUCUGCUGGAGCUGCGCGCUGGCGCAGGAGGUGCGGACGGCCAACUUCUACGACGUGGAGGACGACCGGUUCGUGUUCCACGGCGCCCGCAACGAGGACGGGCGCGCCGUGCUGGUGCCGCUUCCGCGGGAGGCCUCCACCGCCACGGCGCACUCGCGGAGCAUGUCGUGCCCGCCCAAGAUCGACGCCGUGGCGGCGCUGAGCGGCGCGAGCCCGCUGGGCGUGCAGAUGGCAGCCAUCAACAUGGAGAGGUCGGCCACGUACAGCGGCGAGCACCACCCCGCCGCCAUGCGUCCGCCUGUGCCCCCGCUGAUGCAAAUGGACCAGGAAUAGUGGCAGCGGCAGCAGCACGCGCGCCCUAGCUACACCGUGGCCAUGUAUACGGUAGUAUUAAUUCUAUGAUACGUACGGUAGUAUUAAUUCUAUGAUACGUAUAAGGUCGUCGUCUACACGUACUGCAGGUUGUAUUAGACUAUUAGCUGGUUUUUAUACAUACGGAUUCGUUUGUUUGAUAGUAAAAGAGGACGGGUAAUUUCGCUUGAAAUUGAAUUAGACACGGGGUGAUCGAGGUUAGCAAUGACA
This is a messenger RNA of Oryza sativa Japonica Group (Japanese rice), 2601 nucleotides long. RefSeq lists its product as uncharacterized. Gene Ontology annotation, biological process: sesquiterpene biosynthetic process. The record is from RefSeq and is a predicted model, not a curated record. Lineage: Eukaryota; Viridiplantae; Streptophyta; Magnoliopsida; Poales; Poaceae. Gene Ontology annotation, molecular function: cyclase activity.